GAGAAGACAGCUUCCCUUAGUCCCCAAGCAGUGAUUGUCCGACUGCGUGUCAGUAUACAUCUCCGGUGCCCUCUUCCUCCAGCCACCAACCCCGGACUGAGGCCAGGAUCCCCUGCUCCCAGCCCCCACCUCUGCCUCCCUCUGUGCCUGUCUCCCAGUGCACCCCUCAGACGCCGGGAGUGGCCGGCCGCAUUUCCCUACCACACAGGAUCUUGGCUUGAAGGAGUGAAAAAAAAAGUUCAAAAUGGGAGCCGGAGGAAGUGUCGAAGACAAGGCAUUAGCCGCAAAGUCCAAGGAGCUGGAAAAGCAGCUUGCGGAGGAUGCAGACAAAGAAUCCAAGACAGUCAAGCUUCUGCUGCUUGGUGCUGGUGAGUCUGGGAAGAGCACAAUUGUCAAGCAGAUGAAAAUUCUCCAUCAAGGUGGUUAUACCAAAGAAGAACAAUUGGAGUUCAGGGCGAUCAUCUAUGGUAACAUCCUGCAGUCUGCUCUGGCCAUCAUCAGAGGCAUGGAGAUGCUGUCCAUUGACUUUGGAUCACCAAAAGGAUCUGAAGAUGGGCAGAAGCUGUCCAACCUGUCAGACUCCAUUGAAGAGGGCAGCAUGCCCCCUGAGCUGGCUGAUGUCAUCAAGAGGCUGUGGAGUGACAGUGGUGUCCAGGCCUCCUUCGAGAGAGCAGCCGAGUAUCAGCUCAAUGACUCUGCUGGCUACUACCUUGCAGAAUUGGACAGAAUCACAAAGUCUGAUUACCUGCCCAACGAGCAGGACGUGCUGCGUUCUCGAGUCAAGACCACCGGUAUCAUCGAGGAGCAGUUCUCCUGCAAAGAGCUGCAUUUCAGGAUGUUUGAUGUGGGCGGCCAGCGGUCGGAGAGAAAGAAGUGGAUCCAUUGUUUCGAGGGUGUGACCUGUAUCAUCUUCUGUGGAGCCCUCAGUGCUUAUGACAUGGUGCUCGUAGAGGACGAUGAAGUGAACCGUAUGCAUGAGUCUCUCCACUUGUUCAACAGUAUCUGCAACCACAGGUUCUUCGCCACCACCUCCAUCGUGCUCUUCCUCAACAAGAAGGAUCUUUUUGAAGAGAAAAUCAAGAAGGUCCACCUCAGCAUCUGCUUCCCAGACUACGAUGGCCCCAACACGUAUGAUGAUGCCAGUGACUACAUCAAGAAGCAGUUUGAAGAGCUGAACAUGAAGAAGGGUGUCAAAGAAAUCUAUUCCCACUUGACCUGCGCCACAGACACAAAGAACGUUGAGAUUGUGUUCGGAGCCGUGACAGACAUCAUUAUCAAAGAGAACCUAAAAUCUUGCGGUCUGUUCUAAGCAGACACACAAAGAGAUUGUAUUUUUUCCCUCAUCCCUUCACUUGGAUUCAUGUUGAAGUUGAGCAGUAGGAACAGAAGGCACAACAGAAGGCUUUGUAAUGUCAUAAGACUCUUCAGACCCUUCAAUUCUACACUAUCCCCUCCCUUCAUUCCUAACUACCAACACCCUAAAUGAUGAGUAAUGAAUGCAAAUACUAAGAAACAGCCCCUAACUUAUUCCAAAGUGAGUGAACACACAUCAUGUCCAACAAAU
Coregonus clupeaformis (lake whitefish) is the source of this 1564-nucleotide messenger RNA. Its product is annotated as guanine nucleotide-binding protein G(t) subunit alpha-2-like. Gene Ontology annotation, cellular component: photoreceptor inner segment; photoreceptor outer segment; heterotrimeric G-protein complex. The transcript is spliced from 9 exons. Gene Ontology annotation, molecular function: G-protein beta/gamma-subunit complex binding; GTPase activity; GTP binding. The record is from RefSeq and is a predicted model, not a curated record. The coding region runs from base 245 to 1309 and encodes 354 amino acids. Lineage: Eukaryota; Metazoa; Chordata; Actinopteri; Salmoniformes; Salmonidae. Gene Ontology annotation, biological process: detection of chemical stimulus involved in sensory perception of bitter taste; adenylate cyclase-modulating G protein-coupled receptor signaling pathway.